Molecule: messenger RNA, 2676 nt
Organism: Hydractinia symbiolongicarpus
Lineage: Eukaryota; Metazoa; Cnidaria; Hydrozoa; Anthoathecata; Hydractiniidae
Product: steryl-sulfatase-like
Exons: 1
Coding region: 584-2296 (570 amino acids)
Molecular function (GO): arylsulfatase activity
Source: RefSeq, a predicted model, not a curated record
UAUUUAUCUAUUAGACACCUGAAUGCCAAAUUUUUAGGUCCCAUACCUUCCAGAGGUGUUAAUAUUGGCCAUUACUUGAAACUACCCCUAAAAAUCUCUGAAAUCCUUAAUAUGGGAAAAUUUAAUGACAUGACUCCUGUUAGGAUUAUCCUUAGAACUUGAAAUAACACAACUUUGUUUCAUUAAGAAGAAUCAUUUUGCUUAUUUAUUGCUGCCAUUUUGUUCCUUUUAUGACGUAAUAUAAGUGGGCCAAGUUUAAUUCAAUUUGAACAACCCUAUGAAAAGUUAUUGAGUUAUCGGUCAUGGUAUGUUCGAAAUACCCCAGACCAAAUAGAGUAAAGCAGGGUGAAUUCCUCUGUAUGCAAUAAUGAUUGAAACAUAUUUGUAAAUUAAGGCUUUACAUAAAUUUUUAUGAGUUUUAACCUUCUGCACUUCUUGAUUGUUUUUACAAAUGUUUUUUAAAUUUUUUGGAAGUCAAUGUAACAUGCUAUAAGAUUUACAUGCUGCAUUAAAGAAUACGAGUGUAUUUAUUAUUAUCUUUUAUUUACAUGUAAUCUCUUAAACUUUUUUAUUUAUAGGUACUAUGCUGAAUAGGAAUACACUUCUUUUGCUGCUAUUCCAAGCAGUGAAUGUUAUGAGCCAUACAAAACCAAACAUUGAUUUGAUUCCUAAAUCCAGACCAAAUAUUGUGAUAUUUAUAGCUGAUGAUUUAGGUAUUGGAGACGUUGGUUGCUAUGGAAAUGAUACUUUACACACACCUAAUAUAGACAGUAUGUGCAAAAGAGGUUUAAAGUUAAAUCACAAUUUAGCUGCUGAGUCUGUUUGCACACCAAGUCGUGCGGCUCUCCUGACUGGUCGCUAUGCAGUUAGGUAUGGACUGACCGCAUCUAGUCUUUCUGAACAAAGAGUCAUAACUUCUGCUUCAAGUUCUUCUGGAAUACCUUCAAACAUAACAGGCUUUGCAGAAUUACUGAAAACAAAUAAUUAUACAAAUGGUUAUUUCGGUAAAUGGCAUUUAGGGUUACAUUCUGAUGAUAAAGAUUUUAGUUAUUCUCCACUGAAUCGUGGAUUUGAUUACUAUUUUGGAAUGCCGCUAACAAAUUUGUUGGACUGUGAUUUUGGUGUUGGUAGUGAAUUAUUGCCUACACCAAUUCUAAAAUUUCCCAAAACUAAGUUUUUCUUGCCUUUCGUGUUAGCAGCUGUUGUUAUCACUUUCUCUUUCUUGUUUCCAAUGAGGAAGUUACUUUUGUUAAUGUUGUGGUUAUACAUAGUUCUGUGGUUAUUGCACAUUUUAAAUAUGUUAUUAUCUCGACAACUAAACUGUAUUUUAUUGAAAAACAAUGAGUUGGUUGAACAACCUGUCAGAGUUGAAACCCUUACCAACAAGUUGACAAUAGAGGUGGAAAAUUUUAUUGAGAAGCACCAAAAUCACCUAUUUAUGGCUGUUGUGUCCUAUCAUAAGGUUCAUGCUGCAUUGGCAACUAGCAAGGAGUUUGUUGGUCAAAGUAAACAUGGAAAAUAUGGAGACAAUGUUGAAGAGAUGGAUGCAUCAGUUGGUAGAAUUCUUAAUACUUUACAGAGAUUUAACCUAACUGAAAGUACUUUUGUUUACUUUACAUCUGAUCAUGGACCAGCAUUGUAUAUGUAUGUUGAUGGUGAACUACAUGGCGGUUCUAAAGGUAUUUUUAAGGGUGGCAAAGGUUCAAGUUGGGAAGGAGGUAUCAGAGUCCCUACUGUAGUCAUGAUGCCAGGAAAAAUUCCUGCAGGAAUUAUUUAUGAUAAACCAACAAGUGCUUUGGAUUUAUUUCCCACAUUACUUUCAUUAACAGGUGUGUCCAUGCCAUCAAAUGACAUUUUUGAUGGAGAGGAUAUAAGUGUAAUUCUUAAAGGCGGCAACCUUAAUAAGAAUAGAUGUUUUUUUCAUUAUUGUGGAACACGCCUGCAAGCUGUUACCUGUGCUCCAAAAUACACAAAGCAUAUCUGGAAACUUCAUUAUGAAAUUCCAAUAUUGGAUAACAGGACUGAGGUUUGUGGUUUGGAUAUUUGUCCUUGUUUUGGUGAUGGGGUGGAGAUUUUAAAAACUCCCUUGUUGUUCGAAUUGCAGUCAGAUCCAGGUGAAAACAAUUCACUGGUUUCAAGCAGCUUGCGCUAUAAGGAAGUACUCUCCUUUAUUGCUGGUAUGGUGGAAGGUCAUAAAAGUACCCUUACUCCUAUUGAAAGUCAGUUAUCCACUGUAAAGAACAGUUUUUCUCUAAAACGACAAAUGUGUUGCAACUAUCCAUUUUGCAGCUGUUAAGUUUUGAAAGUAUAUGACAUACAUACAGAGAUAAUACAUUCAGAAAUAAUUUAGGUGCCCUGCAUUAUUUACAAAUGAGCUUGCUCUUGUAAUGAAACAAUAAAAAUUAUGAAGGUCAUCGGGUACAUUUAGCUUAUCUAAGCUUAUCACGAUUAUAUAUUUCCAGAAAACAUUUUUUUUACUAACCCGAAGAUGUUGUAUAAAGCUCCGUAAUUUAAAUAAAUAUAUUUUGGAUGUUUUUUUAAUUUGGUAACAUGUAUAAUGGAAUAUAAUUAGUUAGCAUUUUAAUGUCAACAUUUCUCCAAAUUAUUUUGUGUUUUUGUGGUAUAGUUAUAUAUGUAUUCUAUUUCCAUGUGAAAAAGCAUUCUGACAUUUAUUCA